Adineta ricciae is the source of this 3567-nucleotide messenger RNA. The record is from the annotation of a GenBank genome assembly. Lineage: Eukaryota; Metazoa; Rotifera; Eurotatoria; Adinetida; Adinetidae.
AUGUCUGGUUUUCAAUUUAUCUAUUUUACUAAUCAUUCAGUUAAUAAAUCUGAAAGUUACAUUCAACCUGUUUUAUUAUGUUUUAACGUUAAAAAAUGUCCGAUAUUAACAAAUAUAAUAAUGAAUAUUACCAUGAUUAAUAACUUAACUUGUACUGAUAUAUCGAUUAUAAAAGAACAUAGUUCAAUAUAUAAUUUAGAUAAUCUAAUAUAUCAUUUGAAAAAGAUUGCUGUUCAAUGUUUAACUAAAGGUAUUGAUUUAUCAUGUAACAGUUCAAAUGAGUUUCAUUGUAAUAAAUCAUUAAAAUGUAUUUCAUAUCACCGUGUUCAAGAUGGUCAUCAAGAUUGUUAUUUCAAUGAAGACGAAGAAUUUCUAUCUUGUUCAUUAAAUGAUUCUCGUCGAUUUCAGUGUUUCAAGGAAUAUGAGAAAUGUUUAUCACCAGUUGCCAUUGGUAAUGGUUUUCGCGAUUGUUCUGAUAGAAAAGAUGAAGAGAUUUAUUACGAAGGUGAUUUUAAUAAGACUACACCUUAUUCACAUUUUUGUCUUGGUAAUGCAGCACAGAGAUUGUAUUCCUACAAUUACAAAGAUUCUUAUCAAUGCCAGUUCUGGCCAUGUUACAAUCCAUAUGUUCUUUGUGAUCAAAUUUGGGAUUGUCCAAAUGGUAUUGAUGAAUUAAAUUGUUCUUAUACAAAUUGUUUGAUAAAUCAACAUGAAUGUCGAAAUAAUCAAUUAAAUUUAACAAUUUGUUUAUCGAUGAGUCAAAUGGCUGUUCAUAGAAAUGAAUAUUGUUAUGGAUUUAGUAGUGAAUCAAUUUAUUUUAUUUAUAAUGAAACAAAUAUUAAUGAAACAAUCUUUUAUUUAUGGAAGAAUGCAAAAUGUCUUCACGAAAAGAAUGUUUGUCUGUCUGACAGAAGAAUAUCAACAAUAGAUAAAGAUCAUGUAUGUCUUUGUGAUAAAAGAGAACGAUAUCAAAGUCUUGAUUUUGGACUUCCUGUUCGAUUACCCUUAAUAGAAAAUGCAUUGUGUUAUUUGAAGAUGGACAUAUAUCAAGAUCGUAAAGAACCAUUUGCAAGUCCUUUAAGAUUAGGUUAUUAUCCAUUAGUUAAUUCUUUAUCAAUAUCUCAAAAAUCUAAUUCAAGAAGAAAUAAACAAAAGACAUCCCAGACAUAUCUCAAUAUCUCACAAACAUGGUUUUGUAAUCGAGGUAUUCUUAUCUUUACUGGACAAAAUUAUACGAAAACAUGUCUUUGUCCACCAAGUUAUUUUGGAUCACAAUGUCAAUGGCAAAGUCAGCGAAUAAGUCUUACACUUCAAUUUAUUUUAUCACGAGUAACAUUGGUUAGUGCUAGUUUUCAAGUAAUUCUUAUGUUAAUCAAUGAACAAGAUGAAAUUCUUGAUCAACAUGAAGAAAUUCUUUUUACGCCACUUCGAGAUUGUCGAACUAAAUUUAAUCUUUAUCUUUUAUAUCCACAACGUCCAAAAUCUUUCUUAAAUAAAUAUUCAAUUCGUAUUGAUCUAUUUAAUAAAUUAACCCUUACUCAUUGGACAAGUUGGUAUCUAUCAAUUCCAUUUCAAUUUCUACCUGUUAAUCGAAUAUCAAGACGAUUAAUUAUUCCGAAAGAACAAAUUAUCAAAGAAUGUCGAUUAUCAUGUGGUGAACAUGGUCAAUGUCUUCACUACACAAAUAAUCAGUCAAAACCUUAUUGCUUAUGUGAGAAAGGAUAUUCUGGUCGAUUUUGUAAUGAAACUUAUGAAUGUUUAUGUUCGAAUGAUUCAUAUUGUCAUUCGCCUAAUAUUUGUAUUUGUCCUUUAAAUCGAUUUGGAUCAAAAUGUUAUUUAAAACGUUCGAUUUGUUCAAAAGAUAAUAAUCCAUGUGAAAAGCGAGGUUUAUGUAUUCCAACAGAUGAUCGAAUUGAUUUACAAGGUUAUUUCUGUCAUUGUAAUGAACAAUAUUUUGGAAAACAUUGUGAAUCUUCAAGUCCUCAUAUUACUUUGCAAUUAGAUAAAACAAUUAUUAAAAGUUCAUCAUUUGUAUUUCUUCAUAUAAUAACAAUGUUUCGACAUUCAAAACAUGAACAAACAACUAUAAUGAAGAAAAUUCCAAUUGAUAGUGAUACAAUAAAAUUUUAUAUUUCAAAAGAAUUUCAUUUAGUUUAUCUUCAAUUAUUAAAUCAAAGUUAUUAUUUAGGAAUUAUUCGUGAAAAAUUUAUUUCGUCUGAAAAUAUCUCUGGACAAAUUACAUCCAAACAAUAUUGUCCGUAUGUUAAAUCCUAUAUAAAUUCAUCAAUGUAUGAGUAUGGUACCAUUGAAUAUCCAAAAUAUUAUCCAUUUGUAUGUCGAGAAUAUUUACAUUUAAUGUGCUUUUAUGAUGAAACAUUAAUUUGUACAUGUGAUGUUGAUCGUUUUGCUAAUUGUGUUGAAUUUAAUCAUACAUUAGAUCAAACUUGUCAAGGAGAAAAUAAUUGUGAAAAUGAUGGACGAUGUUUUCAAAAUAAUCAAACAUGUCCAACACAAUCAAUUUGUGCUUGUCAACAUUGCUUUUAUGGUGGAAAAUGUCAAAUGUCAACGAAAGGAAAUCUUCUUUCACUUGAUCCGAUAAUUGGUUACUAUAUUAAACCAAAUAUUCCAUUUUCUAAUCAACCACCAAUUAUACAAAUGACUUUUACUAUAACAUUACUUAUAUUAAUUAUAGGUUUAAUUGAUGUUAUUUUAUCAAUAUUAACAUUUCAUAUGAAAAAUCCUCGAGAAGUUGGCUGUGGCUAUUACCUUUUCUCAUCAUCAAUUAUUGCAUUUUUUAUGAUAAUUAUGUUGGGAAUUAAAUUUCUUAGUUUAUUAUUAUCACAAAUGCAUUCGAAUCAAAAUGAAUCUUUAAUUGCUUGUAAAUUGAUUGAUAUACUUUUAAAAUCAUUUUUAGCAUCAAAUGAAUGGAUUAUCGCUUGUGUUGCUAUUGAAAGAGCGAUAAAUACAAUGAGUGGAACAAGAUUUAAUAAAAUCAAAAGUAAACAAAUAGCAAAGUGGAUCAUUCCUUUUCUUAUUUGUUUAAUAUUAAUUUCAUAUUUUCAUGAAUCAUAUUAUCGAACAUUACUUUAUGAUACAGAUGAAGAUGAACAAAGAAUUUGGUGUUUUGUUCGAUAUCCAUCAAUGGUUGAUAAUUAUAAUUAUUUUCUUACCUUCAUACAUUUUCUUGGUCCAUUAAUAAUAAAUAUAUUAUCUGCUUUUUCAAUUAUUAUUUUAGUAGCUCGUAAUCGAUCGAAUAUUCAACAAGAUAAAUCGUAUAAUCAACAUUUCAAAGAACAACUAAAACGACAUAAGCAUGUUUUAGUUUCACCAUUAAUAUUAGUUUUAUUAGGAUCACCUCGUUUAAUAUUUUCAUUUCUUAAUGGUUGUAUGAAAACACCACGCAAUCCAUGGUUUUAUAUUAUUGGUUAUUAUAUUUCAUUUAUACCACCAAUAUUAACUUUUCCUAUAUUUGUACUACCAUCAGAUAGUUAUAGAAAAAUAUUUCAAAGUGCAAUUCAACAACAAAUCGUUCGAUUUCGAUCGAGAUUUCUAUCAUAUAAUAUUUAA